Messenger RNA from Aedes albopictus (Asian tiger mosquito), 1684 nucleotides. It is a transcript of the gene Polr3E, whose product is annotated as DNA-directed RNA polymerase III subunit RPC5. Gene Ontology annotation, biological process: tRNA transcription by RNA polymerase III. NCBI's taxonomy places the organism in Eukaryota, Metazoa, Arthropoda, Insecta, Diptera, Culicidae. Gene Ontology annotation, cellular component: nucleus; RNA polymerase III complex. The record is from RefSeq and is a predicted model, not a curated record. Bases 185 to 1567 code for a protein of 460 amino acids. The transcript is spliced from 4 exons.
CCUUCUCCGCCGCGGUGCAUUCAUCAAUCAGGAUCCCUUCGAAAUUGCCUGCGUGCAUCAGUCGCUCACGUUUUUGGAAAAUUAUAUUUUCACGUAGGUAAAUGUUUAGUCGUUUUGGUCGCAGUGAUUCCGAUUGUCGUUAAUUAGAACCUACCAGGCCGUUGGUCACCCGGGAACCGGAAGCAUGGACGAAGAGGAUGACCCGGUCAUUGAAGAGAUUCCGGUUUACCUGUCCAAAACCCUGGCGGAGAAUCUGUACGUGUUGCAGUACCCGGUGAAAUCAUCGGCAUCCACUUUUGACGACGGCCAAGUGGUCAACUGUUGCGUGAAACCAGUUAACCAACAAGUGAAAGUGGAUUAUGCUUUGAAUACGGCGUCUAAGAAUUACGAUGCCUUCAAGGGUGAGCAGUUUGCGAUCGCUGCCGACGGAAAGGAAAAGGACCGCCAGCAGAAGCCCAGCUUUCGCAGUGGGACAAUGGAUAAGCAAUCCUUCCUGAGCUCGAAACCCAUCGAGGACGUGAACCGGUACAUGGUGUGUGUUCUGCAGGACCGGGAGAUUCACGCCACUCCGGUCCGGGGCAUUGUCUCGAUGCGGCAGGUGUUUUCCUACUUCGACAAGCAGGACAAGCGAACAAAGGCGGAGCAGAAAGCCGAACAGGACGCCGAUGCCGACGAGGAAGAACUGAAACAGGUUACCGUCAAGUUUGCCCGGACCGAGAACGAGAAGGUCCGCAAAGCGCGGGAGAAAUCGUUCAACUACAUCUCGAAGAUGGAAUCGGAGGAACCGUGGUGCGAAUCGUUCUGGCACACCAAGAAGUCCACCACGGCGGAACUGGAGCGGCAUAAGCUGUUUUGCAGUUCGGCGUCCAGGGUUGACGGAGCGGAAAGCGCUCUCAAUGUGGGGACCACCGAGUACUUGGACAUGUUGAUUAGUAAGGAGAAAACGGAUAGGAAUAUCGAUUCUAUGCUGCCAAGUCGGGUCGUCUGUAUGCACAAGCUGAAGCAGAUGAACCUCGUCGAUCAGAUUAAGGUUAUUCUUAAGGAUGCAAAAGUUCUCACCUUCCAGCAGAUCAUGGAACUCCUCCCGGACAGGACACUUCCGGCGGACAAGGUCCUUCGAUCGCUUCCGUUGGCCGGCGUGUUGAUCCGCGGCAACUGGGUGGUCCAAUCGGAGAUCAUCUACCCGGAGGGAAGUGUGUCCAGCACCAACGGGGUCCCGGCCGAGCAGAUGUGCAAAGCUCGGGAUUACAUCCUGUUCCGGUUCACGCAGUGCGACAAACUGGAACGGCACCAGUUGGCCUUCAUAACCCAGCUGCCGUCGGAGGAGAUCCGCGAGAUACUGUGCUCGGUAGCGAAGCUGAACACUAGCGAUCGGACGUGGAGUUUACUGUUGCCACCAAAUGAAGAUUUCUCGGCCAACGAGCAGGAAAUCAGUGAUAGACAAAAUGCUUUCUGGACCGCCCGGGCAGACAAGUUCAACGAAAUGGAGAAAUCAACCAAACGGGUGCGGAAAAAGUCCUCCCGGUUAUCGGAAAGCAAGUACGACGUGAAGAUGAGCAAUGGGUGAGCGGUGGACUGUGAGAGGUGAGUUGUGUUAUGAACCAAUCUAUACGUUACGAAUGCGAAUAGGUAUGCAAGACUAUUUAUAAUUAUCGAAAUUACAGUAUAUUUAAGAAAUUCUGUA